AUAAAGCUUAUGAUUUUCACAAUUGGGGCCGGGGACGCCUUCGGUGUGCUGAACGAUAUAUUUCAACAUGAUCACUAUCUAGGGCUUGGGAAUGUGAUUUGUGAAGCGAUAAGUAACUCACCACUAUCUAGUGCUUCCUAUAAAUAUCAUUAUUUUCUUUACUGCGAAACUUCUUUUAGUGCAUAGAGUUUGCUAGGGUUUCUGCCUCUCUCUCCCAUUCUCUCUCAUCCCAUCCGCUGCAAUGGCCGUCUCGUUCUCCGAUCUCCAUACUGAAGCUGGUCUCAAAUCCUUGGAGGAGUAUCUCUCCGGGAAAACCUACAUCUCUGGAGAUCAACUCACUAAGGAUGACAUCAAGGUAUAUGCGGCUGUUUUAGGGAAGCCCGGGGAUGAGUUCCCGAAUGCUAGUCGGUGGUACGACUGUGUUUCGUCGCAUUUAGCUGCAAGGUUCCCUGGCAAAGCUGCUGGAGUGAGAACAGGUGGAUCUAAAGCUGCCCCAGCCGAGGAGCCUAAAAAGGAUGCUGCGGAGGGAGACGAUGACGAUGAUUUGGAUCUCUUUGGUGAUGAGACAGAGGAGGACAAAAAGGCGGCAGAGGCGAGAGAGGCUGCUAAAACAUCUACAAAGAAGAAAGAGAGUGGGAAGUCUUCCGUUCUUCUGGAUGUGAAACCUUGGGAUGACGAGACUGACAUGAAGAAACUAGAGGAAGCUGUGCGUAGUGUUGAGCAGGAAGGUCUUUUCUGGGGAGCAUCGAAACUGGUGCCUGUCGGAUAUGGGAUAAAGAAACUUUCGAUCAUGAUGACCAUCAUUGAUGACCUUGUCUCAGUGGACAACCUCAUUGAGGAUUACCUCACAGCUGAGCCCAUUAAUGAGUACGUACAGAGCUGUGACAUUGUUGCCUUCAACAAAAUCUGAGGGGAAGUGAAGUGAUUAUUGUAAUCCUAGGUUAGUUAUUUUUGUUUGCUCUCAAUUUAAUUUUCUUGCUGUUUUAGGGAUCUGUUGUGGUCAAAAUACCUUUUUAAAUUGAUGAGUGUUAUAGCCUACAUAAACAGUAGUUUCGGCUUAUUAUCCAGUGGCAACUAGUAAAUAUUUCAUCUCAUUUAAGCCAUUAUUACUUGUUUAUGAAGAAUUCCUUUUCUUUCA
Molecule: messenger RNA, 1138 nt
Organism: Macadamia integrifolia
Lineage: Eukaryota; Viridiplantae; Streptophyta; Magnoliopsida; Proteales; Proteaceae
Product: elongation factor 1-beta 2-like
Exons: 6
Coding region: 242-910 (222 amino acids)
Biological process (GO): translational elongation
Cellular component (GO): eukaryotic translation elongation factor 1 complex; cytosol
Molecular function (GO): translation elongation factor activity; guanyl-nucleotide exchange factor activity
Source: RefSeq, a predicted model, not a curated record